UCUCUGACAGUCAGAGGCUCUCUGAGCGCUCAGAAGAAAAGGAGGAAGCAGCGGAGAGCAGCGCAGCGACAGCUCGUCAAGUCAGCCGAAGGACACGAUAGCAAAAACCUAAACAAACUAAAUAAAACUAAAUCAGCUGAUCGGUUUCAAACUCCUCCGCUCGCAACAACGCACAAGAAGCGACUUUUUUUUUAACUCCAGAAACGUUUUUUCUUUUUGCCACCAACUUCCGUUGGUAAGUUAAAGUAAAAAUAAAGAUAGUUGCACAGAUAGUAGGAGAAUGGCAGACUCGGCGGCGGCCAACAGCGACGGGGAGGACGGACCCCGCCAGCCCAUGCGAGGCUUCGCGCGACAGGGAGCCCUCCGCCAGAAGAACGUGCACGAGGUGAAGGACCACAAAUUCAUCGCGCGCUUCUUCAAGCAGCCCACCUUCUGCAGCCACUGCACCGACUUCAUCUGGGGUUUUGGCAAGCAGGGAUUCCAGUGUCAAGUGUGUUGUUUCGUGGUUCACAAACGCUGCCAUGAGUUUGUCACUUUUUCCUGUCCAGGUGCUGAUAAAGGACCUGCAUCAGAUGACCCGAGAGCAAAGCAUAAGUUUAAGAUCCACACCUACUCCAGCCCGACUUUCUGCGACCACUGUGGCUCUCUGCUCUACGGCCUCAUACACCAGGGCAUGAGAUGUGACCACUGUAUGAUGAACAUCCAUAAGCGCUGUGUGGCCAAUGUGCCGAGUCUGUGUGGGACAGACCACACUGAGAGGAGAGGCCGCAUCAAGAUCUCUGCUGAGAUCAAGACUAAUGUGCUCACUGUUACUAUCAAAGAGGCCAGGAAUCUGGUUCCUAUGGACCCCAACGGUCUGUCAGACCCCUACGUGAAGCUUAAACUGAUUCCAGAUCCCCGCAGCGAGAGCAAACAGAAGACCAAGACCAUUAAGUGCUGCCUCAACCCCACCUGGAAUGAAACCUUUAAAUUCCACCUGAAGGAGUAUGAUAAGGACCGCCGUCUGUCAGUGGAGGUGUGGGAUUGGGACCUGACCAGCCGCAAUGACUUCAUGGGAUCGCUGUCCUUUGGCAUCUCGGAGCUCCAGAAACUAGGAGUGGAUGGAUGGUUUAAGAUGCUCUCCCAGGAAGAAGGCGAGUACUUCAAUGUUCCCGUUGCUCCAGAGGGGGAGGAGGGUAACGAGGAGCUACGGCAGAAAUUUGAGAGGGCUAAGAUUGGUCCAAGCAAGAACACAGAGGGGAAGUCGGCCAAUGCUGCAUCCAGGUUCGACUCCAAUGGCAACCAAGAUCGCAUGAAACUGUCUGACUUUAACUUCCUGAUGGUGUUGGGAAAGGGAAGCUUUGGCAAGGUGAUGCUGGCGGAGCGUAAAGGGACAGAAGAUCUGUACGCUAUAAAGAUCCUGAAGAAGGACGUUGUGAUCCAGGAUGAUGAUGUGGAGUGCACCAUGGUGGAGAAGAGAGUGUUAGCGUUGGCUGGAAAGCCCCCAUUCUUAACACAGCUGCACUCCACCUUCCAGAGCAUGGAUCGUUUGUAUUUUGUCAUGGAGUACAUCAACGGCGGAGAUCUCAUGUAUCAGAUUCAGCAGGUCGGCAAGUUCAAAGAGCCUCAUGCUGUAUUCUAUGCGGCAGAGAUAGCCAUUGGUCUGUUCUUCCUACAUCAAAAGGGUAUCAUCUACAGAGACCUGAAGCUGGACAACGUGAUGCUGGACUGCGAGGGCCACAUUAAGAUAGCGGACUUUGGCAUGUGUAAAGAAAAUAUGCUCGACGGAGUCACCACCAAGACCUUCUGUGGAACACCAGACUACAUAGCUCCUGAGAUCAUAGCCUACCAACCUUAUGGAAAAUCUGUGGACUGGUGGGCCUUUGGAGUAUUGCUCUACGAGAUGCUGGCUGGACAGCCUCCAUUUGAUGGUGAGGAUGAGGAUGAGUUAUUUCAGUCCAUCAUGGAGCAUCACGUCUCCUAUCCCAAGUCGAUGUCCAAAGAGGCUGUCGCUAUCUGUAAAGGGCUGAUGACGAAGCAUCCAGCGAAACGACUGGGCUGUGGUCCAGAGGGCGAAAGAGACAUCAGGGAGCACAGCUUCUUCCGCUACAUGGACUGGGAGAAGCUGGAGAACAAGGAGGUUCAGCCGCCGUUCAAACCCAGAGCUAGGAACCGUCGGGACACCUGUAACUUUGACAAGGAGUUCACCAAGAUGCCGGUGGAUUUGACGCCAACAGACAAGCUUGUGAUCAUGAACCUGGACCAGGACGAGUUCCUCGGCUUCUCCUACACUAACCCUGAAUAUGUGGCUCCUGCAAAUUAACAUGCAUUAGAUCCCACUGACAGACUGGUAGAAAAAGAGGUUUCAGAAAGCAAACUAGCGUUAAAAUUACAAUUAUUUCGUGUGUGUUCAGAUCAUGUCUGCAUUCAUUUUAGGCCGCACUGGGGUUUGUCCAGUACUUCAGCACAAGAAAGGUAUCACAACACUAAACUUGCACAAUACACUGGAUACCAAAGACUUUGAAGAAUUAUUUCAAAAAUUUCAAAAUGUCUAUACAAAUAGAGGGAAAAAUAUUAAAUUCAGAAGACAGAAAAUGAAAGACAAAAUGAAGGAUAAAUGCACCUUGAUUCCAAUUUUAUGCUAUGAAAUAUACUGUUAUAAAGAUAGAAUAGCUGCUCUGUUUAUUGCAUUAAUCUGCAACAAACAUUUUACCAUUUUCAGUAUUCUUAAGUGAAGUUUUGUGAUACGUUUUCUGGUGUUGUUCCGCAAGUUACAUACAACAGCAGCAGUCUUGCCAGCCUGGCAUGAUUAAAAUGGCCACCAUUGCUGAGAGAUAUUGAAAGGAACAUUGUCUUGAAUAUUGUUUAGAAAGACAUUCACUCUAGUCCUAAUUUUAAGUCUUGUCACCUAUCCAUUAUUUUGAAUCGUGGACAUGGACAGAUGGGACCAAAACAAACAAGAAAUCUACGCUGAAUGUUUGUAGAUUAUGAGCGGACCAAAUCUCAAAUAUGUUUGUAUUAGCAUUUCAUGAUGUUAGCUCUUUUAUAAAUUUUUUUAGUCUAAUAACUAUCAUCACUUUGUAAAACUGCAUGGGAGUACAAAUUAAUAAUGUCCCACUGCCAACAAAUUGCAUCUGUAGUAUCUUCUGCAACCAUUCAAGUGGUAGAAACUCCACUCGAAGCCGUCUGAACAUGCACCAUGAAGACCACUGGUUUAAUUUGUGUGUCUUGACCAUUGCUGCCUGUUUCGACAAGCCUGCGCACUGUCAUGAUUUGCACCGUGUAAGUGCUGACACACACUCAGACUGAGCGUCUCACACUGGGCCGUCACAGAGGAAUAUGCCUAAUGAGCAAACUUCACAGCCUGUCAAAUCUUUUUGUCCUUCUCUUGCUUCUUUUUCUCCCCCUGCUCUCGCCUGUUCCUUUCUCCUCUCCCUCAUCCGCCUGUUGUCUCUCCUUUUUAUUUUUUUGUUUUGGCUCUAAUCCUUACUUCUGUCAAGGCCUCACUGGGGGCCUGGUAUGAUGUGAUGUCACUAGGUUGGCAAUGCGGCAGUCACCAGUGGAGCGCAGUCAGCGCACACAUGCAGAUGCACACACAGUGAAUGAGGACAUGCUUUGACAACCCCCAAGUGAGCAAUAAUAACAACAGCAAUGCUGCUUUCCUCAAUUAUUUAAUUUGCACUUCCUUCCCCUAACACAUCUGUGUAUGUGUGUGUGUGCAUAAACAUAUGUUCAUGUAUUGACAAAUGUCCAUAUGCUAGAGUAUAUGUACGAACGUGUGUGUGUGUGUGUGUUUCAUAAGGCUUCAUUGGAUAAAGCCAAUUAUUUCAAAUUCAGCUCAAAUUCAGCAAAUCUGCCUUCCAGCUUCAAACCACAUUACAUUGGUUAUAAUGCCAACUAGCUGUGUGUACUGUACAGACACACACACGAGCACACACCCACAGCCAUACAGUCCAAUCCAUGACAGGGUUGGAAUUAUUAGGUGAAGCGUAACAAGGCGGACAAUGACUGUGAAAUGUUUGCUCCUGGAGGCACACAAGAUGUAUACUGUAGGUCCAUUACACAGACUCAGAAUUUCUUUUUCCCCCCUUCUUUAAUCAGCACAAACAGUACUCUCAUGCAUACUAUAUACAGCACGUAUGCGUGUAUUGUAUAUAUUUAUAUAUAUGUAAGCAAACACAGACACACAACAUUUCCUAACUCUUUCACCUUUGGGAAUAUUACACCGUAUCUGACUCCAUAAUCUUAUUCUUUUUGUUUUAUAUGUUGUAUAAUGUAAAAUAUAAAGUAUAAUGUUUGUGACGGCCUUUCUCAUGCAUAGAGCUGUGUAUUGCUCAGGUCAGGAGUGUAAAUAUCUCGUAAUGCUAAUCACGCCUACUCUUAACAUCUGCUGUUGGGAUUCGUAGACCCUGAAGCAUUUAAUAGCACUCAACAACUGUGUCUACCUGUGUGUGUGUGUGUGUAUGUGUGUAUGUGUGUGA
Molecule: messenger RNA, 4460 nt
Organism: Thunnus maccoyii (southern bluefin tuna)
Lineage: Eukaryota; Metazoa; Chordata; Actinopteri; Scombriformes; Scombridae
Product: protein kinase C beta type
Exons: 17
Coding region: 281-2302 (673 amino acids)
Biological process (GO): protein phosphorylation
Molecular function (GO): zinc ion binding; ATP binding; diacylglycerol-dependent serine/threonine kinase activity
Source: RefSeq, a predicted model, not a curated record